This is a messenger RNA of Perkinsus marinus ATCC 50983, 606 nucleotides long. RefSeq lists its product as hypothetical. Bases 1 to 606 code for a protein of 201 amino acids. The record is from RefSeq and is a predicted model, not a curated record. The transcript is spliced from 5 exons. NCBI's taxonomy places the organism in Eukaryota, Perkinsozoa, Perkinsida, Perkinsidae.
AUGGCCUACAAGAUCGCUGCUCUUUCGCGACAGUUCAGUGAAGGGGAUACUGUCCUCGCGGUCGUCGGCGGGGUCCACGUUGAAGGCAUACGAGCCUUGCUUACUCAAGAUGAACCUCCUUGUGACAUCCAUGCGCUUGCGUGCUGCUUUGUGGAUGCCGAGGUACUGAGGAGGGUGUGGAUGGAUAUAUUCGAGAUAGACCUCACAGCGGCAGCUAGUGGUGGUGGGAUGUUCGACAGGCGGCUCACUGUACCGAGUUCGGAUGAAGUAGAUGAACUCCGUGAUGAAUUGUUGAAGAGAAUAUUCGUCCAAGGACAAGUGCAGGAGUGGGACGAUGCUGGUCAAUGCUGGAAAGUCGUUAAUGUGGAAGCAGCCUGUGGCGAGGCGGCAGGAGACGAUCAGGAGGCGGAUGAUCAUUCUGCCAGAGAUCGGAUCCACUACGGCGAGUUGUUGCUGGAAGGGAGGAUUAACCCGUAUCCAAUCGGCAUUACUGAGGCCCAAUCUAGUCAAACCGAUGCCAAAACGGUUUCCCAGUCAGUCGGGCAGGACAUCCCACCAUCGAAGAGACAGAGAGUGUGUGGUGGUGGUGACGCCGGUGGUACUUGA